AUGGUAAAAUGGUCUACGAGCAUUUUCCUUUCUCUCCUUUUUCUAUGUGCAGUCUCCAUAACGGCAAAAUCGAUUGAAACCCCACGAGAUCAAAGAGAGAUCACGGAAGAAAACUCACAAAAUCGAGUUGUUUCAUACGAGAAAACGACAAUCUCAAAUCGAGUGGAUCCACCCCAGCCACCAACAUCAUCUGAUCCCAUUAACUACACUCAGCCAGAUGAAGGUGCCCACUACGUUUGCAAUGAAAAGUCAGCGCCAGGACGAGAAAAUAUUUACUGUAAGGGAAAACUACUCGAGGCUGUUAUGGCAAAAAGUCUUUAUUCGGAUAGUAAGACUUUUGUGGAUCGGCCAAUCAAACAGAACAAAACUGGGCCUAGUGUAUACACUGAUUUUCUCGCCCGAUUCCCAGAGGAUAUUCACGAGAUCGACCCGAUUCAGCUCAGAACAUUUGUGGACGAAAAUUUCGACAAAGAGGGACAGGAGUUGAAUGAGUGUUUCCUUGAUGAUUGGUCUCCGGAACCCCAAGGACUUAUUGGCAUUGCCGAUACAACUCUGCGCAAAUUUGCUUUCGAAUUGAACAAAAUCUGGAAAGAACUUUGCCGAGUGGUUGAUGAAAAGGUAAAAGAUGAACCGGAACGAUACUCGCUUCUUUAUGUCCCCAAUAGAUUCAUUGCUCCUGGAGGUCGAUUCCGUGAAUUCUACUAUUGGGAUGCCUAUUGGAUCAUUCGUGGCCUACUUGCAUCAAACAUGUAUGAAACCUCCAAAGCGAUGAUUCUCAACUUCAAACAUAUCGUUGAUGAGAUUGGUUUUGUACCCAAUGGCGGAAGAGUCUACUACUUGCAACGAUCUCAACCACCACUAUUUGCAGCUAUGGUCUAUGAACACUAUGCAGCGACAUUGGAUCUUGCGCUUGUAAAAGAAGUUCUUCCAAGCAUCGAAAAAGAAUUGGCUUUCUGGAAAAACAAUCGGUCAGCUGAAGUGAAUAUUGAGGGAAAAUCGUAUGAUAUGUUGCAAUAUCGGACGCCUAGCAAUGUGCCAAGACCUGAAUCAUUUCGAGAAGAUGUUGCUAUUGCUUCCCAAUUUCACGAACUAUCGCGAAAGAGACAAUUUUGGCAAGACAUUGCGAGUGCCGCUGAAUCGGGAUGGGAUUUCAGCAGUCGGUGGUUUGCUGAUUCGCAAAAUUUGUCCUCAAUCGAGACUACAAACAUUAUCCCCGUUGAUCUCAAUGCAUUCUAUUGUUACAACCUUAACAUUUUGGGAUACCUGCAUGGAGAGCUAGGAAAUAUCACCAGCGAACUUCAUUGGAUGCAAGAAUACAUCGAGUUUCGUGACAAAUUCCGCCGAGUUUUCUAUGUUCCCGGAAGCAAAGGAUGGUAUGACUAUAACUUGAGGACCAGGGAACACAAUCUCCAUUUCUAUCCUUCUAUGGCGGUACCUUUGUUCACAGGCUGUUAUGAUCGACUGGCCACACGUGAUGCAAAUCAACUAUACGAUCAAAUGUCUGAUAUGGGAGCAUUCAAUUUCGUGGGUGGAAUUCCUACAAGUCUGGAAAGAACAAGCAAUCAACAAUGGGAUUUUCCAAAUGGAUGGAGCCCGUUGAAUCAUAUGGUCAUUGAAGGACUUCGAAAGUCGGGAAACCCGAGAAUGCAAAGGAAAGCCUUUGAUCUGGCCGAGAAAUGGGUUCUAUCAAACUAUCGGGUUUUCGUAGCUGAUCGAGCGAUGUGGGAAAAAUAUAAUGUGGCUUCAGGAGCGCCAAGGGGUGGAGGAGGAGGUGAAUAUGAAGUUCAGGCUGGGUUUGGGUGGACAAACGGAGUGAUUUUGGAUCUGCUCAGCACAUAUGGCGAUCGAAUGCACUUUGAUGAACUAUUGUUCAACAAUCCGAGGAGCAAGGAUAAAUCACCGACAACUUUCACAGUGUUCAGCGAUGACGCAUAUACUAGCUCCAAACCAUCAUAUCAAUUUCUCCUUUCUAUUCUUUCCCUCAUUUGUUACAAGUUGUUU
Messenger RNA from Mesorhabditis belari, 2001 nucleotides. The record is from the annotation of a GenBank genome assembly. Lineage: Eukaryota; Metazoa; Nematoda; Chromadorea; Rhabditida; Rhabditidae.